AAGCUCACUGUCGAAACGAAUAGAUCUAAGAGCGACACUUUCAUUUGUAAAUUUGUAGAAAAAAGUAUAGUUGGAAAAACAAGAGAGAAUUUGUGUAUUUAUGUAAUUUUUGUAGUUUUUACCGCGUUCGAAAAAUAAUUAAUUGUGAAAAUUCAAAACACCCGUUCUUUUUGUGUGCGCAGAAAGAGACUGAGAACAUUUUUGUGCAAAUCGCGGUAUUUUGCACCCACGCAGCUAUUGGCCACUCUAGCCCUACACUGUUGCAUUUGCAUCUGCCCCCACAGCCCCUGCGGAAAAAGGAAAAUAUCUGAGCAUCCAUAAAAUGCCAACCAAAUGGUAGGCUAACACCCAGGCAGCUGUACAUUCAGAACGUUUGAUUCGGGACGCAGUCAGCGACAGGAAGCGCGCGAGCGAGCCGAGGAGCAGCAACAAACGAGCAGCAGCAGGAGGUAAGCGACGCUAAACGCGGACAUGAACGACGAACUUGUGCGGGAGCAGCGCAGCUGCGAGGAAUCCGUCUCACCCAAAACUGCACCGACGGCCGCGGCAGCGUCGAUGACGUUGGCCUCGGCAGCCUUGGAAUCGCACAGCAUGGCUGUGCAGUCGGGCGGCGGAGCUGGAGCUAGUGCUGGUGCCUCGAUGGGAUCGGUCCACCAGGCCACCACCAGUGGUGGCCAAUCAGGAUCGGAAGGAGCUGGUGCGUCCAGCGCCCAGAAGACUCAGCAGCAGCAGCUGUCGCCGCCGCCGCAGCUGAAUGCAAACGAUAUGCGCGAAAUGCGCGACAUCAAGCAGUUGCUGUGGGGAGACAAUGUGCGCGAGGAUGUAUUCCGUCGCUGGUCUCAAGGGUUUGAGUUUAGUGAUGCGGAGCCGUCAGCAUUGGUGCAAAAGCAGGGCGGUCCUUGUGCUGUGAUAGCGCCCGUGCAGGCGUACUUGCUUAAGAUUAUUAUCAUGGAAAUGCCGGGCGUGAAGCUGUCCGAGAUUUCCAGCGAUAAAUGCCAAAACCUGCUUAUUCAGGCCUUGUGCAACAUUUUGAAGAAUUGCCGUGCACCGCGCUACCGCAUCGUCCAUCUUUUGCGCCGCCGUGGAAUUGCUUCAGAGGCUGGUCCAACCAAAGAGCGCUCGCCGCCAUCCGCCUCAUCCCCUUCAGAUGGCGAUGCAGCCGGAUCUGGCUCCGAGGAGGCAGCAGCAGCGGCAGCGGCAGCAGCAGCAGCAGCAGCUGGCGUGGAGCUGGCCGCAGAGGCCACUCCCGCUUCGGUCAAGGACUUGUGCCAAGAGCCCGAUCCCGAAACGAUGGGCGAUCUAUCGCCGGAUGAGUUCCACGAUCGCCUGCACACGCUGCACUUUGACGAUAUAUCCGGCGUGGCCCGCUAUUACAUACAAAACUAUGACCAGCUGGCCCACACAUACGGCGUCCUGCUGUUCAUGUACUCGGUGUUCCUGACCAAAGGAUCGGAGCAGGUUGCGGCCGACAUAUCGGACACAUCGGAGCCGCUGAUACACAGCACUUACGGCUAUGGCGCCCAAUCGCUUAUCAAUCUGAUGCUAACGGGUCGUGCGGUGGCCCAUGUCUGGGAUAACGAGCAGGAUGUCGGUGGACUGAAGUUGCGUGGCAUUUGCGAGCAGAGCGACAUUGGAUUCAUAACGCUAAUGGAGCAGAUGCGGUACUGCACUGUGGGCUCCUUCUUUAAGAAUCCCCGCUACCCUGUCUGGGUGAUGGGCUCUGAUACGCAUUUAACCGUUCUGUUCAGCAACGAAAAGAGGCUGGUCUCACCAGAGACGCCCUCGGAGACGGGCCGUCGCAUUUUCAAGUCAUACGAUCCGGAGGGCAACAACUUCAUAUCGACAACCAUGCUGCGCGAGGUUCUCGCGGAAUUGAAUCUGGUCAGCGAGCCAGCCUAUGUGAGCCUCAUGCAGAAACGUCUUGACCCGGAGAACUUAGGCAUUAUACUGCUGAACGCCUUCAUGGACGAGUUCUUUCCGCUGGAGCGUCGCUCCACGCCGGAUACGUUUGAGCUGCGUCAUUACAACGGCAUACCGGGAUCGAAUGAAAAUAAUAAGGUGCGUUUCUACUGCGGCUCGGCCAUUCUGCUGGAGGGCGACCUUAAGUCGAUCUGCACCUCCAAUCCGAUGGUCACCUGCCUGCAGACCAAGUGGCCGAAUAUAGAGAUCAAUUGGCAUGACACCCAUAUGCCCUCGUUGAAUUGACGGGCCGUCAAGAGCCGUAAGAAGAGCACUUGGAGAAAACGGGAGUAACAACAACACAAGUGGAGAAGGAGAACACACAACCCUCAAUUGUUUUACUUCUAAUUUAUUGAGUUUUGUUUUGUUUUUUUUUUUUUUUUUUUUUGAAAACAACCAUUGCUAGGAAUUAUUAACAAAAUUUAAAAAUGAGGAACCUAAAACCCUAAAACAAAAAACAAAAUAAUGGAAGUAGAAGGCAUGAAGCAGCAGCAAACACUAACAAAUGCUCUUAAGAAGAGGGUGGUGAGGGUGCAGCCAUGAUGCAGGAUCAGAGGAUUUACGCCAAGCGUUGAAUCACACACAAACACCCAUAAAAAUACACACAGACACAUGUAUAUGCAUAGCUGUAUGAAAAAUAAAUAAAAAGUAAAAAAAAGCUGAGAAAGGAACGGAAAAAUGCACGGGAAGACAGAGCAUAUACUUUUUAUAAAAAAAAAAAUCGAAGACAAAAAAAAAAAACAAAAAAUACUAAAACUAAUUUUGAAAAUUAUACGUUUAACUAUGCAUUGCAGAAACUAAACUAAACUGAAACUACAGGCAAAAACACAAAUUAUAUGUAUGUAAUAUGUAUGAAUAAACUAAAAACUAAAUCGGAAAAUCGAACCUCUGUUCGAGUUACAAGGAGUAAAAUGAGAUUUAUGAGAAGCAAAAACUAGAGGCAAGCGAAAGAGCAUGAAUGAGAAAUGUAAGCAACAAUUUGUUUUAGCCUUUUAACAGAUUAAUUGUAGUCUUAAACCAUUUAAAGGGAUUUAAUAAACACACAAGUACACACAAAUCCAUAAUAGAGCGAAGCGAAGGCAAAUUAUUUAUGGACAGGAAGAGUACGAUUACUUCAACAUUAAAAGCAAAAGCAACUAAAUAUAAUUACCAAGAGAUUAAUUCAAUUCAAAACAAACAAAAUCUCAUUGAAAUGUUGAGCAUUUUUUGCGAGAGUAGUUAACAAAAGACCCUUAAAUAACAAGAUGCAUAACGGCCAUAUGUUACAUUUUGAUUGCCUUCGCUAGCACAAAGUUGAGAACGUAGAAAGCUAAAAAUAGAAAAUGCUGAUCAAGCAAGUGCGUAUGUGAACGUACAGAUCUAGUGUUUAAGACUGGCGUUACUCAUCUUGUUAUGUUAAGGCGUUUUGGUAGUAAAGUGCCAGAUAUGCUGCAAGUUUUCCCUAUUGAUUUUCCCCAGUUUAGAGUGUUUAAAUAAAAACUACAUGCAUAUAUAGUUCACCUUUAGCCUGAAGGAUUUCUCCCUGUAUUGUGUAGUUAUUAUUAAAAUCGGUGUAUUAAAACAUAAUGCCAAGAUAAGAGCUGAUACGAUAUUGUGUAUAUAUUAUAAAUCCCCGGACUUGAUGGCUUCUCUUUUGUUUUGUUUUGUUUAUUUUUUUUGGAACAAGUUUCGAUCUCACAUGUGAUAACCCAACCAACACCAAACUUGAAUUGAUUCAGUUUAAGAUCGCUGCACCUAAGUAUUAAUACCGAAAUUUGGCCAGAAUGGAUGGAAUGAAUCACCUAAAAAGUUUAUAUUUGAUAGCAGAGCAACCUCCUAAGUUGUCCCUGGCCUGUGUUUCAUCAUAAGUGGCAAUGAAAACCAAUCUUAAAUUUGCCCAAGCUGCUAAUUGAACGAGCAAUUAAUAAAUAGCCUAGCAAUGUAUUUAUUAAAAUAAA
Molecule: messenger RNA, 3896 nt
Organism: Drosophila kikkawai
Lineage: Eukaryota; Metazoa; Arthropoda; Insecta; Diptera; Drosophilidae
Product: ubiquitin carboxyl-terminal hydrolase MINDY-3 homolog
Biological process (GO): protein K48-linked deubiquitination
Molecular function (GO): cysteine-type deubiquitinase activity; K48-linked deubiquitinase activity
Source: RefSeq, a predicted model, not a curated record